UCCGCCAUCACGGAAGGAAGUGCCCGACGACCUGCCGCCGAGUACCGGACCCCCCGGACGCUUGGUAAUGGGGACCCUACGGGAAAGCCUGGAGUGGAGGGCCGCAGUCUGGGGCAGGAUCUGAUCAGAGAAGGUUUCUCGUCGGGGCGGCUCUCCCGCAGCGCAGAGGAAGGGGCAAUUUAUGACGAUGUACCAUGCGAGCAUGAGAACCAGGGCGGGCCGGGACACCACCUGAUCUACGAGAACGUUCACCCCGAGGGAUGCGGAGGAGAGUUUGAAGACACCGGCUGGAGCUCCAGUGAGUUUGAGAGCUACAGCGAGGACUCGGAGGAAGAGAAGCCCAAACCGGCCAAACCCUUCGUGGCCUUCCAGCCCAAGCUUUCUCCAGAUCUGAAUAGGUUAAAGGAGAGGUACAGCAGGACUAAAAGAGACCUCCUGGCUCUGAGAGUCGGGGGAGGAGAUGCCCACCAGCCGACACAGAGCCCCCGCUGGAAGAUGACGCAGCUGAUGAAGGCGGCUCGGAGCGGCACCAAAGACGGGCUGGAGAAAACGCGCAUCGCAGUCAUGCGCAAAGUAACAUUCCUGCAGCGGAAGGAGACCGCGGGGGACUCGGAGGAGGAGGAGAUGGGAUUCCUGGAGAUCAGUGGAUUGGACUUGGACCUGAAGCCCCCUGCGUCCGAGCUCGGCCCGAUGCCGGAGGGACUUAGCGCCCAGCAGAUCCUGCGGCGGCACAUUCUGGCCUCCAUAGUGCAGAGCGAGAAGAGCUACGUGGAGUCUCUGCGCCGCGUCCUGCAGGAUUACCGGACCCCACUCCUAGAGAUGGAGCCCAAGCUCCUCAGCGCCCGCAAGUGCCAGCUUGUCUUCUCCAGAGUGAAGGAGAUCCUGCACUGUCACUCCGUGUUCCAGAUCGCGCUGGCCUCCCGCGUGGCCGAGUGGGACUCAUCGGAGAAGGUCGGGGACCUGUUCGUAGCAUCGUUCUCCAAAUCUAUGGUGCUGGAUGUGUACAGCGAGUACGUCAAUAACUUCACCAACGCCAUGACGCUCAUCAAGAAGGCUUGUCUUACAAAACCCGCUUUCCUGGACUUCCUGAAGAAGAAGCAGGCGGCCAGUCCGGACAGGGUCACUCUCUAUGGGCUGAUGGUGAAACCCAUCCAGCGUUUCCCUCAGUUUAUUCUCCUGCUGCAGGACAUGCUGAAGAACACUCCGCGUGGACACCCUGACCGGCUGUCGCUCCAGUUGGCCCUCACGGAGUUGGAGACUCUGGCGGAGAAGCUGAAUGAGCAGAAACGGCUGGCCGACCAAAUGGCCGAAAUACAGCAGCUCUGCAAGAGCAUCAGUGACCGCAGCUCCCUCUACAAGAGUUUGAGCUCCGGACAGUGCCAGCUUCUUUUGUGCGAGACGUUCACCGAGAUGGUGUAUGGGGAACGGGGGCAGCUCCUAAAGUCCAAGGAACGCAGACUGUUUCUUCUGAACGAUGUGUUGGUCUGCGCCAACAUCAACUUCAAGGGGCAGCCGGAUAUUGGGAAUCUGGUACCUCUUGGCCCUCGCUACGUUAUGAAGUGGAACGCUCCAUUGUUGCAGCUGCUGGUGGCGGAGUUUGGACAAGAAGAUAACGUCUUGGAGAAGGAGGCCACCCCAGGACUUCAAGUGCCCAGCAAGAGGCAAUCACCAUCUGGCCAGAGUAAAGUGUCUCUGGGGUCACCGCGUCUCUACCAAGAACUGCAGGAGGUGAAGAAAGAUCUGGAGAUUGUGGAGCAGAUCACACAACUGAUCAGCACCCUGCACGGGACCUACCAGAAUCUGAACAUGACGGUGGCGCAGGACUGGUACCUCGGCCUGCAGAAGCUCAUCCGGCUAAAAGAAGAAGAAAUCCAGUCGGCCAACAAAUGCCACCUUCGGCUUCAGCUUCAUCUGCCCAGGAAAUUGGACAAGUCCGGCCGGCCCCUGAGCUUCAUGGCGCUUUUCAUCACUCCGAACCCGCUGAGUAAAAUCACCUGGGUGAACCGAAUGCACUUAGCCAAGAUCGCGCUGAGAGAAGAGAACCAGCCGGGAUGGUUGUGUCCAGAGGAGGAGAAGAAAGCCAAGGCUGCUUUUUGGUCGCCUACCUUGGUCUGCCGCCUGCCAGCCUUCUCCACCAAAGCUUCGGACUUGCAGCUGGGAGGAGCGGUUCACACCCCGGUACAGACCUCGCUCCUGGGCUUCUCGUCGGUCAGCACCUGGCUGCCUCAGGGGUAUUUAUGGUUAGGAGGCGGCCAGGUGGAUGGAGUAGGGCAGAUCCAGAUCUUCUCCCUGAACCAUACGUCUCCACGCAUGAUGAAGGCGUUCCCGCUGCCGUCCCGUGUCCUGUGCGUGGAAAAUGUGCACAGCCAAUCAGAGAGCGCCGAGAAAGAGGAGGAAUAUAUUUCUGCCACGGUGUGUCCGGCGGUCUGCGUGGGGCUGCAGGAUGGCAGUAUUAUGGUGUACGGCAAUGUGGACACAGGUACUCCGUGUUUAAUGGCCGUGAAGAGUCCGGGUCUCCACCCCGUCCUCUGCCUUAGGAAUAGCCCAGACUUUCUGUGUGCGGGGCUGCAUGAUGGCACCGUGGUCCUGUACCCCAAAAAACAAGGUGGUCUCUGGGACCCGGGGAACCCGUGCCCUGUGAAGGUGGGCAGAGGCCCAAUACAUGCCAUGCUGGUCCUUGAUGACUGCAUAUGGGUGAGCUGCCAGAACCGAGUGACUGUGUUGGACCCCAGGACCCUAAAAACCCAGAGCUUCGAGGCCCUGCAGGAUGAGGCCUCCAGCGUCACCCACAUGGUGAGGGCCGGCGGGGGGGUGUGGAUGGCCUUCUCAACCGGAUCCUCCAUCCGUCUCUUCCACACGGAGACCCUGGAGCUUCUGCAGGAGAUCAACGUGUCCACCCGGACCCUGCUGCUGCCAGGCCAGAAGAAUGUGAAGGUCACGGCCCUGCUGGUGUGCCAGGGCUUGCUCUGGGUGGGAACGGACCUCGGCAUACUGAUUACAUUACCCGUGCCAAAACUAGAGGGGAUCCCCAAAAUCACAGGAAAAGGAAUGGUUUCUCUGAAUGGGCACUGUGGGCCGGUGCAGUUUCUCACCGUAGCUUCCACUACGAUGGCCCCUGAAUGUCUGCGGACCGAGCAGGGAUCUGAAGGAGAUACGCAGGAAAGCGAUGGACAGGUGGACGCCAAAGACGAUACCGGCGAGAGCCUGGCCCAAGAGGCCUCCACAGAUAACCACGCACCAUCUCGGCUCAAGGGAAUCCUUCUUCAGUACCGCCUGCGCGGCACCUCGCAUCUGCCGGGCCACCACUUGUCCGCCAAAGAGGGCUCCAGGAUGGACACCGCCACCCCCGAAACCAGCGAGGAGGACGGCUCAAUCUACGAAAUGGCAGACGACCCUGAUGUGUGGUUCAGGAGCAGGCCUUACAUUAGGGACGUUCACCGCAAGGAGAUCACCUCGGUGGUUGUAGUGUCAGGAGGCCCAGGGUACCGGCUCUUCCAUCCCUCGUCUAACACCUCGCAGCCUGGAGGAGACACCGACAGCACGUUACUCAUGUGGCAGCUGCCUCUUAUUCUAUAGCGCUGGCUAUUUUUACUAAGCUAUGCUGGGACGUCGGGUACGAACUAAACGCUGUUACAUUGACCACGUAUUACGGGACGAUUCCUUAGGUACUCAGGAAACUUUACAUAGGGCAUUUACUCGGUAAGGCUUCCUGGACAUGCGUGGCAUUACAGGAUCCGAUAAUAACCUGAUCUCCGUGGCCAGGAUCAAUAGGAACCCUGAAAUAAAAAAAAAUAUAUAUUUUAAAUAACUCAUAAGCUCUAAAGGUCCACGAGAAACAUGGUAGAUCCAAGUCCUAAGAGAAAACCCAAUAGGAUUAAUUUAAAGUGCUUUCGAACAGUUUAAAGGGACAUUUAAAAUGGGUGCAAUGCUGAUUUGCAAAGUUUUUGUAUAAAUGUACAGGAGUGGGAAGCGUUAAAUGCUGCAAAAUAAGUUUACAGGGGCCCCAGGCCAACACAUCAGAUAUGUAAAGGUAUGUAGGUACGGUCUAUUUGGUAUAUUAUGUAAUAAAAGUGGCCCCGUUAUGCCAAUUUCACAUAAAUACGUCGCUGGACUCUCUUCUAACCUACUGACCACAUUAAGGUUUAUUGAUGAUGUUACUUGCUGUCGGGGACUAAGUAGGACUGGUGAGAGAUUUAUCGAUCAGGACACUAAAAGUAAUUCUAGCGAACGCUUUGACGUCUAUUCAACACAAUUAAAAAAAAUCUAUAUUUUUGAAA
Messenger RNA from Spea bombifrons (plains spadefoot toad), 4277 nucleotides. It is a transcript of the gene ARHGEF10L, whose product is annotated as Rho guanine nucleotide exchange factor 10 like. The transcript has 25 exons. The record is from RefSeq and is a predicted model, not a curated record. NCBI's taxonomy places the organism in Eukaryota, Metazoa, Chordata, Amphibia, Anura, Pelobatidae. Gene Ontology annotation, cellular component: cytosol. Gene Ontology annotation, molecular function: protein binding; guanyl-nucleotide exchange factor activity. Gene Ontology annotation, biological process: SREBP signaling pathway; positive regulation of stress fiber assembly; actin cytoskeleton organization. Bases 496 to 3576 code for a protein of 1026 amino acids.